AUGUCAGUUAGAGAUAGAAAGAUUAUAGUGCUGGGGUCUAGGAAUGUGGGGAAGACGACAUUAUUAGUGCAGCUUACGGAAUCGCACUUUGUAGAGUCGUAUUAUCCGACGAUUGAGAACCAGUUUAUUCACGAGUUUGUGUUGAAGAAGCCCAAUGGGACGGAGUUGAAGUUCAACUUGGACAUUGUAGAUACUUCUGGGCAGGAUGAGUUUUCUAUGAUAAAUGCGAAGUCAAUGCUUGGGGUUGCCGGGUGCAUAUUGAUGUAUAGCGUUGCGAACAGACACAGUUUUGAGAUUUUGGAGUUGAUACGGGACAAGAUGCUUGACAUGUUGGGGCUCAGAGAGCUACCCAUAGUGCUUGUGGGGAACAAGAUCGAUCUUGAGAGACAGGUGAGUUAUCAAGAGGGGGAGGAGCUUGCAAAACGGUUGAAGUGCGGGUUCGUAGAAAUUUGUGUAAAACAGGGUUCUGGGAUCGAGAUGCCGUUCAAGACUCUAAUACAGAAGAUCGAGGGUUUUGAAGAUGGGUCUUCGAGAAGCGAGGAAGGUGGUUCUGAGGGAUGUAUAGUGAUGUAA
Messenger RNA from Kluyveromyces marxianus DMKU3-1042, 573 nucleotides. It is a transcript of the gene RHB1, whose product is annotated as putative GTPase RHB1. Gene Ontology annotation, molecular function: GTP binding; GDP binding; GTPase activity. The record is from RefSeq and is a predicted model, not a curated record. Gene Ontology annotation, cellular component: plasma membrane. Lineage: Eukaryota; Fungi; Ascomycota; Saccharomycetes; Saccharomycetales; Saccharomycetaceae. Gene Ontology annotation, biological process: small GTPase-mediated signal transduction. Bases 1 to 573 code for a protein of 190 amino acids. The transcript has a single exon.